Molecule: messenger RNA, 1884 nt
Organism: Adineta ricciae
Lineage: Eukaryota; Metazoa; Rotifera; Eurotatoria; Adinetida; Adinetidae
Source: the annotation of a GenBank genome assembly
AUGAAGUCGAAUAUAUUACUAGCUUUCUUACUUUUGAUUAUUAAAUUGAACAAUGCAUCGCCUAUUACCAGUGAACAAUUGGAAGCAAUUAUGCCACGUUGUGCUCAUCCAGAAUAUUUGGAGUACAUGAAUAGUGCCAUGACCGAAGGUCAAAUCGACACAUGUGCUCGACAAGCUGCUUUCCUGGCGCAAGUCGCUCAUGAAAGUGGCGAACUUGUCUAUAUGGAGGAAUUGGCUAGUGGCGAGAAAUAUGAGGGUCGGCGUGAUCUAGGAAAUACUCAGCCAGGCGAUGGUAAGAAAUAUAAAGGACGUGGCCCGCUUCAACUGACAGGUCGUGCUAACUAUCGAGCAGCAGGAUUAGCGCUCGGUCUCAAUCUCGAAGAAAAUCCUGAACAAGUUGCAACACCAUCAGUUGGCUUUCGAACAUCAGUGUGGUUUUGGACAACUCAUAAACUUAACUAUCUUGCUGAUCAAAAUACCCUACCAGCUUUCCGAAAAAUUACGAAAAUAAUAAACGGUGGCAAAAAUGGACGGGCUCAUCGAGAAAAGUACUGGAAAACAGCUAAAAACACUCUUGACUGUGCAGCAGCAACAACUAAAACUACCUCAUCGCCAGCACCAACACAUGCACCACUUGUCACAGAACCACAGGCACAAAGUACACAAUCACGUGAGAUCACAUCUUUCCCAACAGAUAUGCCAGCGUCUGAGUCAACAUCAAUGAGUAGUUCAGCACCCAUUGCGUCGACACCAAUUACGUUGACGGUCGUUGUGACGCUUCCUGAUGUAUCUACACCAGAUGUAACAAUUCCUGACUUAACAACACCGGCCGUAACGUUACCAGAUGUAUCCACACCAGAUGUAACAAUUCCUGACUUAACAACACCAGCUGUAACGCUACCUGAUGUAUCUACACCAGAUGUAACAAUUCCUGACCUAACAACACCGGCCGUAACGUUACCAGAUGUAUCUACACCAGAUGUAACAAUUCCUGACCUAACAACACCGGCCGUAACGUUACCUGAUGUAUCCACACCAGAUGUAACAAUUCCUGACUUAACAACACCGGCCGUAACGUUACCAGAUGUAUCUACGCCAGAUGUAACAAUUCCUGACCUAACAACACCGGCCGUAACGUUACCUGAUGUAUCCACACCAGAUGUAACAAUUCCUGACCUAACAACACCGUCCGUAACGUUACCAGAUGUAUCUACGCCAGAUGUAACAAUUCCUGACUUAACAACACCGGCCGUAACGUUACCAGAUGUAUCUACACCAGAUGUAACAAUUCCUGACCUAACAACACCGGCCGUAACGUUACCUGAUGUAUCCACACCAGAUGUAACAAUUCCUGACUUAACAACACCGGCCGUAACGUUACCAGAUGUAUCUACGCCAGAUGUAACAAUUCCUGACCUAACAACACCGGCCGUAACGUUACCUGAUGUAUCCACACCAGAUGUAACAAUUCCUGACCUAACAACACCGUCCGUAACGUUACCAGAUGUAUCUACGCCAGAUGUAACAAUUCCUGACUUAACAACACCGGCCGUAACGUUACCAGAUGUAUCUACACCAGAUGUAACAAUUCCUGACCUAACAACACCCGUCGUAUCCACGCCAAUAGCCUCUACAACACCGGUAGUAACAGAUGAACCGAUCGCAUCAUCAACAUUCGCGUCAGAAACAACAGUGCCAGUGGUAACGGAGCCGUCUGUACCAACUGAUAUUCCAACAGAUAGUCCUGAUCCAGAUCCAUCAAUCGACGAUGGUGGCAAUGUUGACGGAACAGACAAUGAUGGGAGUAAACGUCGAAGACGGCAUAUCGUGAUGAUAAGUGGACAACGUCUAGCUCGAGAUGCUUCACGUAACUUCAUUCAUUGA